AUGUCGGAUUCCGAAGAAGAAUAUGACCACGACGACGACGACGAGCUCUACAUCAGCGACGACAACAUCAUGAGCACCGGAAUGGCAUCCAAGUCGAGGAAAGAUGGGAUGGAAAUGGGCAAGUACUCUUCCCGAGCCGACGGAAAGCCUCAGGAUCUUGUCGCGAAAGAGAACAAACCCAAAGCUGGAGGGGGUCGUGAUCCUGGCAAGAAGAGGCACAAACCAAAGGAGCACGGUGAUCCGGAAGGAAAACCCAAAGGCCCUCAUGGGAGGAAGCAAGAGCACGACGACGACGAGGAUGAGGACGAAGACGACGAUGACGAUGAAGACGGCGACGAGGAAGACAACGAAGAUAACGACGACAGCGAGAACGACGAUCACGAUGAUGAGCGCGACGAUGACGACGACGAUCUUGUUGAAGGCUCCGCACAGAACAAAGACAAGAACUCUGGGAUGUAUGCCUCAUCGGCAUUCAAGGAUCUGGCCGUCGGAGACGACAUCAAGGAGCUGUUCCAGUACAUCUCGCGGUACAAGCCGCAAGAUAUGGACGUUGACACACUGCUCAAGCCAUUCAUCCCGGACUACAUCCCGUCGAUCGGGGACAUUGACGCCUUCAUCAAGAUCCCGCGGCCAGAUCACAAGCCCGAAGCGCUGGGGUUGAUGCUCCUGGAUGAGCCCAACGGGAGGCAAUCCGAUCCCACAGUGCUGGACCUCACUCUGAGGGCCGUGACCAAAUCCAGCGCACCCAUCCCUCAGAUCGUCCGGUCGAUUGAUGCAGAGACGCUGCGCACAAAGCCCAAGCGCAUCGACGCCUGGAUCGAGAGCGUCAAGGAGCUGCAUGCCGCAAAGCCGCCUCUGUCUGUGGCGUAUUCGAAGCGGAUGCCGGACAUUGAGGACCUGAUGCAAGUUUGGCCUCCCGAGAUCGAGGCAGCCGUCAGCGAGAUCGUCUUGCCCAGCCCCGCCAUCGACCUGGCGCUCCCCCUCUAUGUGCAGCUCAUCAACACAGUCUUGGAUAUCCCUGUCAGCACAGUCUCCUCCAAGCCUGGACCGCAGAGACCGUCGCAGCCGCCGCCGCAGAGCCACGCGAUGCUGUCCGCCGGCGCUCAGACAAUCGAGUCCCUGCAUGUACUAUUUACCCUGUACUCGGAGUUCAAGAACUCGCACCAUUUCAAGGCGCUGCAGCGCAUGUCAGGCGAUUCUCAGAUGGAGCUCGGGCUGGAGGGCGUGGCUCCGGCGGCCAAGUAG
Molecule: messenger RNA, 1245 nt
Organism: Polychytrium aggregatum
Lineage: Eukaryota; Fungi; Chytridiomycota; Chytridiomycetes; Polychytriales
Product: intraflagellar transport complex B protein 46 C terminal-domain-containing protein
Exons: 6
Coding region: 1-1245 (414 amino acids)
Biological process (GO): intraciliary transport; cilium assembly
Cellular component (GO): centrosome; intraciliary transport particle B; motile cilium
Source: RefSeq, a predicted model, not a curated record